CCUUGAGAGAUAAAAUUGGCAAAUGCUGACUCAUAUAUGAUUGCCAGACUAGAGAACAGAUUGAGUAAUACAGGGAAAAGAAGAUGGAUAGUUGAUGGAGGGAUAGGCCCUGUUAAAGUGAACAAUAUGACGAUGAUUGCACAUGUCAUUACUCUUGGGAAGGACUUCUUGCUAUUUUCAGUGCCUGCACUGUACCAUAGACACCAGGAGCAUGUGGAUAGGUAUACUGGGAUGGUCCAGUGGAAUUUCUCAAGGCAUUGCAAGAUAGUUGACAAGAAUGUGAUAAACAGACUACCUAGAAGCUUUAUCCACGACAAAGAUCACUGA
Messenger RNA from Lolium rigidum, 327 nucleotides. RefSeq names its product reticulon-like protein B16. NCBI's taxonomy places the organism in Eukaryota, Viridiplantae, Streptophyta, Magnoliopsida, Poales, Poaceae. The record is from RefSeq and is a predicted model, not a curated record. The coding region runs from base 37 to 327 and encodes 96 amino acids. The transcript is spliced from 2 exons.